This is a messenger RNA of Myotis davidii, 6131 nucleotides long. It is a transcript of the gene ABCC1, whose product is annotated as ATP binding cassette subfamily C member 1. The coding region runs from base 1 to 4581 and encodes 1526 amino acids. Gene Ontology annotation, cellular component: basolateral plasma membrane. Gene Ontology annotation, biological process: glutathione transmembrane transport; xenobiotic transport. The transcript is spliced from 32 exons. The record is from RefSeq and is a predicted model, not a curated record. Gene Ontology annotation, molecular function: ATP binding; glutathione transmembrane transporter activity; ATP hydrolysis activity. NCBI's taxonomy places the organism in Eukaryota, Metazoa, Chordata, Mammalia, Chiroptera, Vespertilionidae.
AUGGUGGUGAUGAUGAUGGUGUUGAUGGAGCUGAUGAAAGUGAUCGACUGGAAUAUCACAUGGUACACCAGCAAUCCCGACUUCACCAAGUGCUUUCAGAACACUGUCCUUGUGUGGGUGCCUUGUUUUUACCUCUGGGUCAGCUUCCCCUUCUACUUCCUCUAUCUUUCCCACCAUGACCGGGGCUACAUUCAGAUGACACAUCUCAACAAAGCCAAAACUGCCUUGGGGUUUUUGCUGUGGAUUGUCUGCUGGGCAGACCUCUUCUACUCUUUCUGGGAAAGAAAUUGGGGCAACUUCCCAGCCCCAGUGUUUCUGGUCAGCCCAACCCUCUUGGGCAUCACCAUGCUGCUUGCUACCUUUUUAAUUCAGCUCGAGAGAAGGAAGGGAAUCCAGUCCUCAGGGAUCAUGCUCACAUUCUGGCUUAUAGCCCUACUAUGUGCCCUUGUCAUCUUGAGAUCCAAAAUCAUGACCGCCUUAAAAGAGGAUGCCAACGUCGAUGUGUUUCGUGAUGUCACUUUCUACAUUUACUUCUCCCUCGUGCUGGUUCAGCUCGUGCUGUCCUGUUUCUCAGACCGCUCGCCCCUGUUCUCAGAAACCAUCAACGACCCUAAUCCUUGCCCGGAAUCUGGCGCAUCCUUCCUUUCCAGGAUCACCUUCUGGUGGAUCACGGGGUUGAUAGUCCGGGGCUACCGACAGCCCCUGGAGAGCGCUGACCUCUGGUCCCUGAAUAAGGAGGACACGUCGGAACAAGUUGUGCCCGUUUUGGUCAAGAACUGGAAGAAGGAAUGUGCCAAAUCCAGAAAGCAGCCGGUGAAGAUCGUGUACUCCUCCAAGGAUCCCGCCAAGCCCAAAGGGGGCUCCAAGGUGGAUGUGAACGAGGAGGCCGAGGCUCUGCUUGUCAGGGGCCCCCAGAAGGUGCGGGAGCCGUCCCUGUUCAAGGUGCUGUACAAGACCUUCGGGCCCUACUUCCUCAUGAGCUUCGUCUACAAGCUCCUGCACGACCUUAUGAUGUUUACCGGCCCGGAGAUCUUGAAGUUGCUCAUCAACUUUGUGAACGACAAGAAGGCCCCGGACUGGCAGGGCUACUCCUCCUUCUUUCACCAGGGCCUGGAGGCAGUGUACAGGCUCCUCCUCAUCUGCCACACUCACCCUUCCCUCUCCUUUGUCCCGCAGGCCCUGGUGAUCACCAAUUCUGCCAGAAAGUCCUCCACGGUCGGGGAGAUCGUCAACCUCAUGUCUGUGGACGCCCAGAGGUUCAUGGACCUGACCACAUACAUUAACAUGGUCUGGUCGGCCCCUCUGCAAGUCUUCCUUGCGCUCUACCUCCUGUGGCUGAACCUGGGCCCCUCCGUCCUGGCCGGGGUGGCUGUGAUGAUCCUCAUGGUCCCCCUGAACGCUGUGAUGGCCAUGAAGACCAAGACCUACCAGGUGGCCCACAUGAAGAGCAAAGACAGUCGGAUUAAGCUGAUGAAUGAAAUUCUCAACGGGAUCAAAGUGCUAAAGCUUUACGCCUGGGAGCUGGCAUUCAAAGACAAGGUGCUGGCCAUCCGGCAGGAGGAGCUGAAGGUGCUGAAAAAGUCUGCCUACCUGGCUGCCAUGGGGACCUUCACCUGGGUCUGCACACCUUUCCUGGUGGCCCUGUGUACUUUUGCCGUCUACGUGACCGUCGACGAGACCAAUAUCCUGAAUGCCCAGAAAGCCUUUGUGUCCUUGGCCUUGUUCAACAUCCUUCGUUUUCCCCUGAAUAUUCUCCCCAUGGUGAUCAGCAGCAUCGUGCAGGCAAGUGUCUCCCUCAAACGCCUCAGGAUCUUUCUGUCCCACGAGGAGCUGGAUCCCGACAGCAUCGAGCGACUGCCCAUCAAAGACGGUGGGGGCUCACACAGCAUCACCGUGAGGAACGCCACCUUCACGUGGGCCAGGAGCGACCCUCCCACCCUGAAUGGCAUCACCUUCUCCGUUCCAGAAGGUUCCUUGGUGGCCGUGGUGGGCCAGGUGGGCUGUGGCAAGUCAUCUCUACUCUCAGCGCUCUUGGCCGAGAUGGACAAGGUGGAGGGGCACGUGGCUAUCAAGGGCUCAGUGGCCUACGUCCCGCAGCAGGCCUGGAUUCAGAAUGAUUCUCUCCGAGAAAACAUCCUUUUUGGACGCCAGCUACAGGAAAGGUACUAUAAGUCUGUGAUAGAAGCCUGUGCCCUCCUCCCAGAUCUGGAAAUCCUGCCCAGCGGGGACCGGACGGAGAUUGGUGAGAAGGGCGUGAACCUGUCCGGGGGCCAGAAGCAGCGCGUGAGCCUGGCCCGGGCCGUGUACUGUGACUCCGACGUCUACCUCUUCGAUGACCCGCUGUCAGCGGUGGAUGCCCACGUGGGCAAACACAUAUUUGAACAUGUGAUCGGUCCCAAGGGGAUGCUGAAGAACAAGACUCGGCUCCUGGUCACGCAUGGGAUCAGCUACCUGCCACAGGUGGAUGUCAUCAUCGUCAUGAGUGGUGGCAAGAUCUCCGAGAUGGGCUCCUACCAGGAGCUGCUGGCCCGGGACGGGGCCUUCGCCGAGUUCCUGCGCACCUACUCCAGCGCCGAACAGGAGCAGACGGAGCAGGACGAAGGCAGCAAAGUGGUGGACGAGGAGGAGGAAGGAUUAGCAGGCAUGAGCGGUCCAGGGAAAGAAACAAAGCAGAUGGAGAAUGGCAUGGUGGUGAUGGAUGCUGCAAGGAAGCAACCGCAGAGACAGCUCAGCAACUCCUCCUCCUACAGCGGGGACGCCAGCCGGCACCACGGCAGCACUGCCGAGCUGCAGAAGGCCGGGGCCAAGGAGGACACCUGGAAGAUGAUGGAGGCCGACAAGGCUCAGACAGGGCAGGUCAAGCUCUCCGUGUACUGGGACUACAUGAAGGCCAUCGGACUUUUCAUCUCCUUUCUGAGCAUCUUCCUUUUCUUGUGUAACCACGUUGCCGCCCUGUCCUCCAACUAUUGGCUCAGUCUCUGGACUGACGACCCCAUCGUCAACGGGACCCAGGAGCACACUAAAGUCCGGCUGAGCGUCUAUGGAGCCCUGGGCAUCUCUCAAGGGCUUGCAGUCUUUGGCUACUCCAUGGCGCUGUCCAUCGGGGGCAUCUUCGCCUCCCGCCGCCUGCACCUGGACCUGCUGCAUAAUGUCCUGUGGUCGCCCAUGAGCUUCUUCGAGCGGACGCCCAGUGGGAACCUGGUGAACCGCUUCUCCAAGGAGAUGGACACGGUGGACUCCAUGAUCCCGCAGGUCAUCAAGAUGUUCAUGGGCUCCCUGUUCAACGUCAUCGGUGCCUGCAUCAUCAUCCUGCUGGCCACUCCCAUCGCCGCUGUCAUCAUCCCGCCCCUGGGCCUCAUCUACUUCUUCGUCCAGAGGUUCUACGUGGCCUCCUCCCGGCAGCUGAAGCGCCUCGAAUCCGUCAGCCGCUCCCCGGUUUACUCCCACUUCAACGAGACCUUGCUGGGGGUCAGUGUCAUCCGGGCCUUUGCGGAACAGGAGCGCUUCAUCUCCCAGAGUGACCUGAAGGUGGACGAGAACCAGAAGGCCUAUUACCCCAGCAUCGUGGCCAACAGGUGGCUGGCUGUGCGGCUGGAGUGUGUGGGCAACUGCAUUGUCCUGUUUGCGACCCUGUUUGCAGUGAUCUCCCGGAACAGCCUCAGCGCCGGCUUGGUGGGCCUCUCAAUAUCUUACUCGUUACAGGUCACCACCUACCUGAACUGGCUUGUUCGGAUGUCGUCGGAGAUGGAGACCAACAUUGUGGCUGUGGAGAGACUCAAGGAGUAUUCAGAGACUGAGAAGGAGGCUCCCUGGCGGAUCCAGGAGAUGACUCCAGCCAGCACCUGGCCCCAGGUGGGCCGAGUGGAGUUCCGGGACUACAGCCUGCGUUACCGAGAGGACCUGGACUUGGUUCUCAAGCACAUCAACAUCACCAUCGAAGGAGGAGAAAAGGUUGGCAUCGUGGGGCGGACGGGAGCCGGGAAGUCAUCCCUGACCCUGGGCUUGUUUCGGAUCAAGGAGUCUUCAGAAGGAGAGAUCAUUAUUGACAACGUCAACAUCGCCAAAAUCGGCCUGCACGAUCUCCGCUUCAAGAUCACCAUCAUCCCCCAGGACCCCAUUUUGUUUUCGGGUUCUCUCCGCAUGAACCUGGACCCAUUCAGCCAGUACUCGGACGAAGAGGUCUGGACGUCGCUGGAGCUGGCUCACCUGAAGAACUUUGUGUCGGCCCUUCCUGACAAGCUGAACCACGAGUGCACGGAAGGCGGGGAGAACCUGAGUGUUGGGCAGCGCCAGCUCGUUUGCCUGGCCCGGGCCUUGCUGAGGAAGACGAAGAUCCUCGUGUUGGAUGAGGCCACGGCGGCCGUGGACCUGGAAACCGAUGACCUCAUUCAGUCCACCAUCCGGACACAGUUCGAAGAUUGUACUGUCCUCACCAUCGCUCACCGUCUCAACACCAUCAUGGACUACACCAGGGUGAUCGUCCUGGACAAAGGAGAGAUCCGGGAGUGCGGUGCCCCCUCUGACCUCCUGCAGCAGAGGGGCCUGUUCUACAGCAUGGCCAAAGAUGCCGGCCUGGUGUAAGCCCGGCGCUGGUGCGUCUGGUUUGACCUGCAAGGCCCACAUGCCUUGUCCCAGGAUGAGUCAGCAGCCUCUUUGGGAACCCAAGCUUCCCAUACACUGAAACCAAAAAAGGAAAUAAAACCAAACCCAAUAAAACAAAACCACAAAGCAGCCACCUUCUGGUCCGCUGCCUGGAAUUGGCUGUGAAGAAACAGGAGGGACACAGAGACGCGGCCCACCAAAGACACGCACAGCACCCCCUUGCCUGUUACCCCCGCAGGACGCACCGGCGUCGCACAGCCUGGGAGAGCCUGCCUGUGCUCUUGGUGCUCUGCAGGGAAGUUUGGCAGCCAGACUUCUCGAGAAAUUGGUUGCGUAAAACAUGCUAGUGACCAAAUCCAGCCAACUGCCUCAAAUCUCUUUAGCCAAAGUCUGAAAUUCCAAGUCUUCGGCCUCAGCUGCUGUCCUGGCACCUCUAACAUCUGGGCUCCACCCAGAAUGCUUCGUCUCCUUGGGGCUGCUAUUUGGAGGUGAGGGGCCUGGUGAAGAUCAUCCUCACCCUCAGGCGGUGUCCUGGGGGCCGUGGACACUCCUCUUACCAACCAUCCCGUCGUCUGGGCGCUCAGACACGGAGCCAGCGUCCCAGCACUGCCUGCACCGAGACUUGCUUCACAGGCCAGAGGCAGCCUCCUCACCCGCGGGCUUCUCGUUGGCAGGACGGGCUGGGCUUACGGGACCUGGACCUGGAACUCCAGGGCUGGGGGAUCCUCUCUCAGUACCAGUUUCCCACAUUGGCUGCUCACCUCCUCAGCCACACCUGUCUUUUCUCGGCCUUUCCUCCUGCCUCCUUUUGCCAGUUGCUAGAAUGGAUUACCUCGAGGCACCUGGAAGGGGUUUGCUCGUGGUUGUGAAGAGUUCAAAGCCAGGAGCACUGGGCACCGCCACCGAUGACCAGCGGGUACUGAAUCGAGCUCUGUUGAGACUUCUCCUCGUUUUUAGAUUUCAGUUCCUCACCCUUGGCCUCCGGGUAGCCGUCAGAGGCGGCAGUGUGGAGAACCAGACAUGUAGUUACUGAGUGUGUCCCAGGACAAGAAAAAAACCCCAUUCACGAAUAUCAGUGAUUGUUUUUCUUUUUUUUUUCUUUUUUUUUUCAAAGUACUGCUCCUGGGAGAAACACUGUCCCAACUUAAUUUCUUGGGCGGAAGUGUUGGGCUGGGAGCAGCUCGCCCAGGGAAAGCCAAGGUGGCCGGCAUCUGACAGCAGGUCUGCGGGCUCCUGAAGAAAAAGCGGAGUGGAGACCUCCAGGGCCCGUCCUUUAGGUCUCGCAACCAGAGACCCAGGGGAGACCCACAAAGCAGAGGGGCCACUGCUGCCCCGAGGUUCCCUUGCUGACUUCAAAUCCAGAAAAGCAUCUUCCUUUAGGUGGAAAUAUAUAUUUAUUUUUUGUAAGUUAUACCAUUCUUUCACAUUAGAUAAACCAAGUUUUUCUUGGGAAUCAUUUUGUAAUGACUUACACUGGAAACGAGAACAUUUACAAGCAAUUUUCAGUAAAAAAAAAAAAUUUUAUUUCU